This is a messenger RNA of Cebus imitator (Panamanian white-faced capuchin), 784 nucleotides long. Its product is annotated as insulin-induced gene 2 protein-like. NCBI's taxonomy places the organism in Eukaryota, Metazoa, Chordata, Mammalia, Primates, Cebidae. Gene Ontology annotation, biological process: SREBP-SCAP complex retention in endoplasmic reticulum; cholesterol biosynthetic process; SREBP signaling pathway. The record is from RefSeq and is a predicted model, not a curated record. Gene Ontology annotation, cellular component: SREBP-SCAP-Insig complex; endoplasmic reticulum. Bases 156 to 509 code for a protein of 117 amino acids. The transcript has 2 exons.
UGGGAGUGGAGGAGGAAGAGGCGGUGGGGGGGACGGGGGCUGGUCCCAGAAGAUGGCGGAGGCGGGGGAUUUCUGCUGUGAUUGGGUUAUUAUACCCCUGCAUUGACAGACAUCUAGGAGAACCACAUAAAUUUAAAAGAGAGUGGUCCAGUGUAAUGCGGUGUGUAGCAGUCUUCGUUGGUAUAAAUCAUGCCAGCGCUAAAGUGGAUUUUGAUAACAACAUACAGUUGUCUCUUACACUGGCUGCACUAUCCAUUGGACUGUGGUGGACUUUUGAUAGAUCUAGAAGUGGUUUUGGCCUUGGAGUAGGAAUCGCUUUCUUGGCAACCGUGGUCACUCAAUUGCUAGUAUAUAAUGGUGUUUAUCAAUAUACAUCUCCAGAUUUCCUCUAUGUUCGUUCUUGGUUACCAUGUAUAUUUUUUGCUGGAGGCAUAACAAUGGGAAAUAUUGGUCGGCAACUGGCAAUGUAUGAAUGUAAAGUUAUUGCAGAAAAAUCUCAUCAGGAAUGAAGAAGGCAAAAAAAUAUCUUUUGCACAGAAAAACAGGAUGACAAGGAUGUGAAAUGGUAGAUAUACCAACAAAACUUCAGACUGUAAAAUUGCCAGGAUGCAGUUUUUCCCUUGAUUGAUGUGUGUGUAUAUAUGGGUAAAUAUACACGUAUACACACACAUAUUACUGCAAUCUGUGAUUGCUUCAUCUGUAAAUCAGUUACAAACCUUUAUGUAUUUGACUUAAAUAACUGUAAGAUAUAUAUGUACUACAUUAAAAAGUGUUGAUUAAUAGA